UCCAUAUUUGUGAUUGUUCAGAAUUUGUCCUGUCAGGAGUGUUAGCUCCCCCCAAUGCAAAUAUUUUGGUCUUUUGAACCUAUUUAAAUGUCGCAAUCAAGCCCUACUACACAAGACCCUAAUACCUUUGCCUACUCAGAGGCAGAUGCAAUACGUAUUAUUGGCAGUGAACAUGGCAGCAGUGCCUUCUUAACAAAACCCACUGGAGAAAAUCUGACACGAGAACUGGAGAGAGAAAGGAAACGCCUGGUGGGCCUGGAAUUACACUCUGUAACUUUAACAGAGUAUUUCCGAAAUAAGAGGAUUCCACGUGGCUUAAGGGUUAACUUGAGACCUACGAUUUUUGCUGAAAAUACUGACUUUGUGAAAAGAUAUGAACAAAUCAUUAACAAAUGUUCUUUUGAUAUUGUCCUAUUAAACAUUGAAUUCCUACAGAAUAAGAUUCCUGAAGUGCAGCUGUCUAUUAGGAAUAUUGAGCAGAAGCUGAAAGACUCAUUGGAUACAGAUGAUCUGCAAGAGCUACACAUUCAUAUGAAUGAAAUAAUUACCCGACAUCGCAGGGUGAUUGAGGACAGAAAGCGUGUCAAAUUUCAGCGUGAUGCGGAAGACUACCGCAUAGGAUCUGUCUACCAGUGGAAAAAUACUGAUCGGGAAGGAGUGACUUACGGCCAGCGUCAUUACGCAAAGGCCCCAGCAGGUGACGCCUAUAGACGUGACAGAGGGGAAAGUGCGCAUCAAGUCACGCGAGAUUUCGGAACGGAGAGAGAAAGAGAGGAAAGAUGGCAACGCUCUGGGCAACGCUAUGGGAAAUAUCGGAAGCCACGAGUAGUAUUUACAGAGGGGAACUCCUCGGAUUACACCACUUCUGCGUCCUCAUCUUCCUCUUCCAAUUUUUUAGAUCUGAGACCCCCAGAGCCUCCAAGACCAGGCGGGGAUAUCGCAGACGCAAUGGGAAACAGACAGCCACAGGACAGGGAGCCGCGUUACAACUUCAAUCCACAGGAGCGCAGACAGCUUCCCUACAGAUCUGCGAAGAAGGACAAGGACAAAAACAAGAGACGGAAUUGAAAGUACUGAAAACUACAUUGAAUACCCUGAGUGCUGACAAAACCUUAGACAUAUCAAGGAGUACCUCAGAAAACUGCUGAGUGAGAUAUGCAAGGGUUGUCAUAGGAAUGCCUCAGGUAUGCAAAAUUGAUAAUUAUCUCUUUGAAUAAUUUUUCUAAAAUAAUUUUGUAUU
Xenopus laevis (African clawed frog) is the source of this 1240-nucleotide messenger RNA. RefSeq lists its product as uncharacterized. The coding region runs from base 88 to 1068 and encodes 326 amino acids. NCBI's taxonomy places the organism in Eukaryota, Metazoa, Chordata, Amphibia, Anura, Pipidae. The transcript has 2 exons. The record is from RefSeq and is a predicted model, not a curated record.